UUAUUGAUAUUGCAUCACAAUUUAUCAAAAGCAUUCUCUCAACAUUUUUCAAUCAAUCUCCCCCUUUUUCCUGUAAAAUUCACCAAAAUUUCAUCACCCAAAAACUCUAUUUUUGGCAAAAGUUUUACUAUUUAUCUCAAGUUAUGUAUACAACAUAACUUUAGGAAUCCAUUAAAAAAAAGUUAGUCAAAAAGUAGGGUGAAAAAUACUUGCAGAUGGGCACUUCUCACCGGUUCAUCCUAGUAUGCCUUGUACUACUUUCAUGUUCUACCAUGAGAGGCUCCGAGGCAGCCAACGAGGACGCGGUAGUUGAUCUAAACGACGACGUUUUGGGCUUAAUAGUGUUCAAGGCAGACCUCCAUAACCCACCAGCAUUGAGCUCAUGGACUGAGGAUGAUGGAUCUCCUUGCUCUUGGAAGUUCAUUCAAUGCAACCCGGCCACGGGCCGGGUUUCCGGGGUUUCCCUGACAAGACUCGGGCUUUCGGGGAGGUUAGGGAAAGGGUUGCAGAAGCUGCAAGGGCUUAAGGUACUGUCACUGUCUAACAACAAUCUUACUGGUGAAAUAAGGCCAGAAUUAGUCCAGCUUCCUAACCUUGAAACACUUGAUCUUAGUAACAACAAAUUUUCAGGGCAAAUUCCAAGUUCAUUUUCGAGACUCGGUUCUUCUAUAAGAUACCUUGAUCUCUCUCAGAACAUGUUAUCUGGUCCAUUGUCUGAUGACAUUUUCCAAAACUUUCCUUCAUUAAGCUACCUUUCCUUAUCAGGAAACACCUUUGAAGGUCCAGUACCAAGUUCACUGUCUAAAUGUAGUGUUUUAAAUGGGUUGAACCUUUCAAAUAAUCAUUUUUCUGGUAACCCAUUUGUCCAAAAUGGUGGGAUUUUUGCUUUGAAUAGGCUUAGAUUGUUAGACCUUUCAAACAAUUUAUUCUCUGGUAAUAUCCCAAAUGGUAUUUAUACCUUGCAUAAUCUCAAGGAAUUAUAUUUGCAAGGCAACCAAUUUUCGGGUUCGGUACCAUUUGAUAUUGGCCUAUGCCCCCAUUUGCUUAAACUUGAUCUUAGCAGUAAUUUGUUUACUGGAGUAAUCCCUACUACAUUUGGUACACUAAAAUCUCUGGUUUUUCUAAGUUUAGCCCAUAAUAAAUUAUCUGGUGAGUUUCCUCAGUGGGUUGGAAAAUUGACCAGUUUGCAACAUUUAGAUGUCUCAAACAAUGGUUUAACAGGAGUUUUACCCAUGUCCAUGGGUGACCUAAAAUCACUUCAAUCUCUAAGUAUGUCACACAACAAGAUUACUGGGACUUUACCCACUUCAAUAGUUCAAUGCACUAACCUAAAAGUCCUCCAACUUAAGGGUAACCUCUUCUAUGGAAGCAUCCCAGAAGGCCUCUUUGCAAUGGGAAUGCAGUUGAUAGACCUGUCAGAAAACAGCUUUUCUGGCUCGAUUCCACCGGCCUCGGGUCAAGUAUUUGAGUCCUUGCUUGUGCUGGAUUUGUCAAAGAAUGAUCUUUCAGGGGAAAUCCCACCAGAAAUGGGACUUUUCUCUAACUUGAGGUACUUAAACUUGUCCAGGAAUAACCUCCAUUCUAGGAUACCCCCAGAGAUUGGGUUCCUUCAGAAUUUAACAGUCUUAGAUAUGAGGAACAGUGCCUUAUAUGGGUUAAUUCCUGGGGAUUUGUGUGAUUCAUCAAGCAGCUUGUCUAUUCUUCAGUUGGAUGACAAUUCCUUGACAGGCCCUAUUCCACAGGAAAUUGGCAAUUGUUCAUCACUCUAUCUGUUGACCUUGUCUCACAAUAACUUAAGCGGCGAAAUCCCGAGCUCCAUCUCAAUGCUAAAGGGGCUUGAAUUUCUGAGGCUAGAAUCGAACGAGCUUGAUGGGGAGAUGCCAAAAGAGCUAGGUACAUUACAAAAUCUUCUAUCAGUUAAUGUCUCCUAUAACAAGCUCAUUGGUAGGCUUCCUCCUGGGGGAAUAUUUCCUAGUUUGGAUGCAAGUGCAUUACAAGGAAAUUUGGGAAUCUGUUCUCCCUUACUAAAAGGCCCUUGCAAGCUAAAUGUACAGAAGCCAUUAGUCCUUGAUCCAAAUUCAUAUCCACACCAGAUGCAUGGAAAUAACGAGGGAGACGAGUUAGACAGAAGAUUAGAUCAUCACAAUUUCCUCAGUAUUUCAGCCAUUGUUGCGAUAGCAGCUGCUGUAAUAAUCGUUAUUGGAGUAGUUAUCAUAACUCUACUUAACGCUUCUGCAAGGAGGAGACUCGCUUUCAUUGACAACGCGUUGGAAAGCAUCUUCUCAAGCUCUUCUCGGUCAGGAGCACCCUCUGUAGGGAGGCUAGUCCUCUUUGAUACAAGAUCGUCAGGGAAUUUGUUUGCAGACCCUGAAUCUCUGAUCAACAAGGCCUCUGAAAUCGGAGGAGGGAAUUUCGGUACAGUUUACAAGGCUACUAUAGGGGCCGAAGGCAGGAUCGUGGCAGUGAAAAAGCUCUACAUGUCCAACCCCAUAGUUGAAUACCCAGAAGACUAUGAUAGGGAAGUCAGAGCUUUAGGAAAAGUCAGACACUUAAAUGUGGCAUCCCUUAGAGGAUAUUACUGGACUCCUCAAUUGCAACUCUUGGUAUCAGAUUAUGCUUCUAAUGGCAGCCUUCAAUUCAGGCUUCAUGAAAGGCCACUAAAUUUAGCUCCUCUUUCUUGGGAUACAAGGUUCAGAAUCUUACUUGGAACAGCUAAAGGGCUCGCUCAUUUACAUCAUUCUUGCAGCCCACCAAUUAUUCAUUACAACUUGAAACCAAGCAACAUUUUACUAGAUGAAAAUUACAAUGCUAAGAUUUCUGACUUUGGACUAGCUAGACUGCUAACCAGGGUUGACAAUAAUGGUAUGGCUAGCAAUAGAUUUCAGGGUGCACCAGGGUAUGCAGCACCUGAAUUAGCAUGUCAGGGUUUGAGAGUUAACGAAAAAUGUGAUGUGUAUAGUUUUGGAGUUAUGGUGCUUGAGAUUAUUACAGGAAGAAGGCCUGUAGAAUACGGGGAAGAUAAUGUGGUGAUAUUGAAUGAUCAUGUAAGAGUGUUACUCGAAGAAGGGAAUGUGUUGGAUUGUGUUGAUCAUAGCAUGGGGGAGUAUCCUGAUGGGGAAGUGUUGCCUGUUUUGAAAGUGGCACUUGUUUGUACCUCACAAGUUCCUUCGACCAGGCCUUCAAUGUCUGAGGUUGUUCAGAUUCUUCAAGUGAUCAAAACCCCAGUUCCUCAGAGACAAGAAGCUUACUGAAUUUAAGUAGGUAGUACUUAGUAGGAUGUGAAGUAAUUUUAUGCCUUUUUUUUUGUAAUGUUUUGGAAUUUGGACAAGGAUUUCAUAGUCAGUUUCUGAUGUCAUUUGCAGAUAGUAUGUGUUUUGUACGGAGUAACUCUUUGCAAAACAGUAAAUUUUAGUAAUAUUGCUCCAUUUUCCUUUUAAGGAUA
This is a messenger RNA of Spinacia oleracea (spinach), 3442 nucleotides long. Its product is annotated as probably inactive leucine-rich repeat receptor-like protein kinase At3g28040. Gene Ontology annotation, biological process: protein phosphorylation. Lineage: Eukaryota; Viridiplantae; Streptophyta; Magnoliopsida; Caryophyllales; Amaranthaceae. Gene Ontology annotation, molecular function: ATP binding; protein binding; protein kinase activity. The coding region runs from base 216 to 3251 and encodes 1011 amino acids. The transcript is spliced from 2 exons. The record is from RefSeq and is a predicted model, not a curated record.